AAAUAGUCCCUUCAUUCCUUUCUCUCGUUUCAUAUUCCCUACAAAUCCUCUCCUCCAUUCUCUCCCAAUUCCUUUCCAUCAUUUUCUCUUUUUCCUUCUCCUCUUCUCAUAUUUUUAACAUUCAAAAAAAAUAAAAAAAAUCUUCUUUUUCUUUUUUGGUGGAAAAAAGAACUAGAAUAGUAAAUACAACAACCAAAUAAAAAACCAUAAUCCACCAUAACUUUUUCUUUAAAAAAAAAAAAAAAGUUUCAUUUUAUCAAAAAAAAAAAAAAAAGAUGUCAUCUACUAUGAAUGAUGAUGAUUUUGAUUUUCAAAAAAGCAAAUUUUCUCCAUAUGAUCGUCUUAGUUGUGAAAAUUCACCUAUGAAUAUGUCACCAUGGAACCAAAGUUGUAAUUUAAAUGACAUAAAUUUCUGUCAAAAUGGUGAUAAUGAUGGAAACCAAACUAAUCACAAAAUUUGUUUAAUUGGUUCACUUGUACGUGAAGAAGGACAUAUUUAUUCUUUAGCUACGAAAAAUGAUCUUCUUUAUACAGGUUCUGAUAGCAAAAAUAUACGUGUAUGGAAAGAUAUGAAGGAAUUUUCAGCAUUUAAAUCAAAUAGUGGUCUUGUUAAAGCCAUUAUUAUUUCUGGUGACAAGAUUUUCACAGGACAUCAAGAUGGAAAAGUUCGUGUUUGGAAGGUACAGCAUAACAAUCCUAGUAGUUUCAAGCCUGCUGGAACUCUACCAACAUUCUUUGACAUUUUCAAGGUUUCACUAAGGCCAAGCAACUAUUUCAUGUCAGCAAAAAACAACAAAGCUUCCAUUUGGAUCAAACAUUGGGAUGCAAUUUCUUGUUUAAGUAUGGACCAUAAUCAUGGCCUAUUAUACUCCGCGUCAUGGGACAGAACGUUCAAAGUUUGGAGAGCUGACAGUUCAAAAUGUCUUGAAUCUGUUAAAGCUCAUGACGAUGCUGUCAAUUCGGUAGUAGUUAGUGCUGAUGGUAUCGUUUACACGGGGUCAGCUGAUGGUACAAUCAAGAUUUGGCAAAGGGAAUUUACAUCAAAAACAAUAAAACAUGUUUUGAUGCAACCCCUUUUGGAUCAAGAAUGUGCUGUUACUGCAUUAGCUGUUAACAAGUCUGGUUCUGUUGUAUAUUGUGGAUCAUCAGAUGGGGUUGUGAAUUUUUGGGAAAAAGAGAAGAAAAAUUGGACACAUGGGGGUGUACUAAAAGGUCAUAAACUGGCUGUAUUAUGUCUUGAGUCAGCAGGGAAUCUUGUUUUUAGUGGAUCAGCAGACAAAAACAUAUGUGUUUGGAGGAAAGAAGGUUGUGUUCACACAUGUUUGUCUGUGUUGACAGGACAUAAUGGACCAGUAAAAUGUUUGGCUGUUGAAGAGGAUAAAGAAUCAACAAGAAGUGACAAAAAAUGGGUGCUUUAUAGUGGAAGUCUUGAUAAAUCUGUCAAAGUUUGGAGUGUUUCAGAAAUGGCACCAAUUAUGCAAUGAAAUGUUUUGUUUGGUUGUUGGAGUCUUGAUAUUUGUUGUGUUUUUACACUCCUUUACAGAUCAUUUGGUGCUUCUUAUUGUAAUUGUAAGAUAUGUACAAUUAAAAUGGUGUGUAAAUUUGUUGGCCAUUGGUUUCUUAUAUAGCUUUUUUCUUUUUGGUACA
Capsicum annuum is the source of this 1647-nucleotide messenger RNA. RefSeq names its product protein JINGUBANG-like. The record is from RefSeq and is a predicted model, not a curated record. Gene Ontology annotation, molecular function: protein binding. Bases 276 to 1484 code for a protein of 402 amino acids. Lineage: Eukaryota; Viridiplantae; Streptophyta; Magnoliopsida; Solanales; Solanaceae. The transcript is spliced from 2 exons.